This is a messenger RNA of Galendromus occidentalis (western predatory mite), 939 nucleotides long. RefSeq names its product CKLF-like MARVEL transmembrane domain-containing protein 3. The transcript has 4 exons. The coding region runs from base 269 to 781 and encodes 170 amino acids. The record is from RefSeq and is a predicted model, not a curated record. NCBI's taxonomy places the organism in Eukaryota, Metazoa, Arthropoda, Arachnida, Mesostigmata, Phytoseiidae. Gene Ontology annotation, cellular component: membrane.
AGAAUGCUUCGACUUCAUAGGAAACAGUAGCAUCUAGUGAGCGUUUUUGAUGAAUGAAGCUGCUUAGGCGUGUGUGCGUUUUCAAUCGAUAGACAAUCUUCUCUGCAUACCUCACAUAUGAAACUUAUUUAGUGUCAGCCACACCGAGAGGCUAAGGAACGAUCGAACAGUUCUGAGAGCUCUAGAUUUCCACCCUCCGAGCUCGUAGUCUGAGGGUCGCAGCAAUCGUCGCAGCCGCAGCAGACUGAGAACCACUUGGCGACGCACAAUGACGACGCUGGGACCCGACAAGGCGUUCGUUACCUCUCUACAGGGAAUGCUUCGAAUAGCCGAGAUCGUGUUCGGCGUUUGCGGCAUCAUCUGUAUAGAGUCGAUCGGAACGACUUGCUACGAAACCUACGUGCAUCGAUACGAGUUCGCUCUGUUCGUUCUGAUUGUCUCUUUUCUUCUAGCACUAUUUUUCGUCGUAGUUUUCGUCCUACGGAGCCAGGAGCUCAUGUCCAGCCUGGUGAACUUCCCUUUCUUGUUACUGGUUUGCGACAGCUUCAGUGGUCUUUUCUACCUCAUCGUAUGCCUUCUCGAGUUCUGUGCCUAUUGCCAGGAUCCCAACGAUAACGCAGCCACCAAAGUGGCUGGUGUCUUCGGCCUAUUCGCGAUGAUUUGCUUCUUCAUCAGCUCAUACUUCAGUUAUAAAUUUUUCCGGGAUGAGAGAUUCCCCACCUCAUUCGCUCCUCCGCAUCCAGGACUUCACGCAGUCAGUGUCACGCCUUCAAUGGGUUGAUACCUGACCGUCGCCUUCACGCGAGAGGCACGCACAUUUAUCCGAAGUAAUCUCGGAGAGAUCCUCAAUCGCGGGAAAGAGCCGGUUUCGAAAGGAAAGUCCCCCAUCUGCGGUCGCCCACGUCUGAUUCGAUGGCACUAGGGAUCGAUCGAAGAAGU